Molecule: messenger RNA, 2317 nt
Organism: Arachis ipaensis
Lineage: Eukaryota; Viridiplantae; Streptophyta; Magnoliopsida; Fabales; Fabaceae
Product: TOM1-like protein 9
Biological process (GO): protein transport to vacuole involved in ubiquitin-dependent protein catabolic process via the multivesicular body sorting pathway
Molecular function (GO): phosphatidylinositol binding; ubiquitin binding
Source: RefSeq, a predicted model, not a curated record
GCAGCGCAUAAUAAGAGAGAGAAUAAUGAGAAACCGUUAAUUCCGUUAUAACUUAUAAACAUAAGUCUCUUCAUCGCGUCGCCGGAAUCGGUCUUCGAUCCCAUUGGAAAACCAGAUUUCCGACACCGGAGGAAAGGAAAGAAGCACCGAUCGGAUAGAAUCGUUGCUGUGGUUAUCGCUGACGAAAGAGAAAUGGUGAACUCGUUAGUUGAACGUGCCACGAGCGACAUGCUGAUUGGUCCUGAUUGGGCUUUGAACCUUGAAAUCUGUGACAUACUCAACCAUGAUCCUGGGCAAGCAAAGGAUGUCGUUAAAGGCAUAAAGAGGCGGAUUCGAAGUAAAAAUCCUAAAGCUCAACUCCUUGCAUUAACUUUGCUGGAAACAAUUGUAAAGAACUGUGGAGAUACUGUUCACAUGCAUGUUGCAGAGAAAGAGGUUCUUCAUGAGAUGGUGAAAGUAGCAAGGAAAAAGCCUGAUUCUAAUGUCAGAGAGAAGAUACUGAAUCUUAUUGAUACUUGGCAAGAAGCCUUUGGAGGGCAAAGAGCAAGAUAUCCUCAAUAUUAUGCUGCAUACCAAGAACUGUUGCAUGCAGGAGCAGUAUUCCCUCCAAGAUCUGAAAGUUCUCCACCUGUAUUCACACCUCUACAAACACGUCCAUUGACAUCACAUCCACAAAAUAUCCGCAACUUUGAUGUGCAGGGGGACACAGCUGGGUCAUCAUCAACCGGGUCAUCAACCGAGGCUGAGUUUCCAACCCUAAGUUUGUCUGAGAUUCAAAACGCACGUGGUAUCUUGGAUGUUCUUGCAGAGAUGCUGAAUGCAAUAGACCCUGGAAAUAAAGAAGGGCUUAGACAGGAGGUUAUAAUUGAAUUGGUGGGCCAGUGCAGAACUUACAAACAGAGAGUGGUACAUCUUGUUAACUCAACUUCUGAUGAGUCACUCCUAUGCCAGGGUCUAGCUCUUAAUGAUGAUCUACAACGUGUACUGGCCAAGCAUGAAUCCAUUGCUUCAGGAACUUCUAAUCAAAAGGACAACGAGAAACCAAAGCCUGAAACUCCUGGAGCACUUGUUGAUCAUCCUCUGGUUGAUACUGAAGAUGGUGGUAAACAAAGCGAUGAGAGAUUACCAUCUAAUGCUGAAGCUGAGUCCCAGACAUUCAACCAAUUACUACUUACUGCACCCCCAACGGCAAAUGGUUCUGCUGCCCCUUUGAAUGUUAAUGCCAAAUGGGACCUACUCAGUGGUGAUGACUAUAACUCAUCACCAAAAGCUGAUAACUCACUUGCUCUUGUUCCUCUAGGAGAACAGCAGCCAGCCAGUCCAACACCUCAUCAGAAUAAUGCACUUGUUCUUUUUGAUAUGUUCUCUAAUGGUAACAAUGGACCUACUCCAAUUCUUGGCCAACCAAAUUCAUUAUCCCCCCAAUUUCAUCACCAGACUUUCAUAUCUCAAGGCAUAUUUUAUCCCAAUGUAAAUAUGCCAAAUGUGGGAUCACCUCAUUAUGAGCAACAAUCAUCACCAUUUGCACAAACCACAGCUCCUAUUUGGAAUAAUUCUCAGGCCCAACAACAACAUCAACAACAACAACAACAACCACCACCAAAUUCACCAGCUUAUGGCACACAAAGUGGUGGAUCAUUUCCACCACCUCCUUGGGAAACAACCGAAAAUGGUAGUCCUACAGCAGCCGGCAACCAAUAUCCACAACCAUUACAGGUCACUCAAGUGGUUAUGACACAUGUACAGAGUGCUGGUACGCAUGGUCAAGGACUACCUCAGCCAAUGGGGAAUGAUCAAGCUAUCAGUAUGUAUAUGCAGCAGCCAAAUGCAAAUACCUAUAUUUCAACAAUCAAUAACAAUAAUGCUGGUCAAAGCAAUCAGCAAUUCCCUCAGCAGAUUCAAGGUGUUCCUGGUGGUGCUUACAUGUCUACGGUUCCACAUCAAAUGCAAAAUGGUAACAUGGCUUACAUGUAUCCACAACAAAUGUAUGGCAACCAAUUCGUCGGAUAUGGUUACGGUCAGCAGCAACAAGGGGUUCAAUAUGUUGAGCAACAGAUGUAUGGUUUAUCUGUGAGUGAUGACAAUGGUAUGAGGAACUCUUACCAAGUUUCUGCUACUUCUUAUGUGCCAUCUGGAAAACCUUCAAAGCCAGAGGAUAAGUUGUUUGGGGACCUUGUUGAUAUGGCUAAAGUGAAAUCCCCUAAAACAACUGCUCCUGACCGAGCUAGUAACACCUAGAACUGUUAGGUUUGCAUCUUUAACUUUGUUUGCCACAUGUUCUCCUCAUUCUUUUUCUUUAAUAUUUUACACUUUUCUA